This is a messenger RNA of Saccoglossus kowalevskii, 1602 nucleotides long. Its product is annotated as RNA-binding motif protein, X-linked-like-3-like. The record is from RefSeq and is a predicted model, not a curated record. Lineage: Eukaryota; Metazoa; Hemichordata; Enteropneusta; Harrimaniidae.
AUGGGUGAGCUGUUAGAUGCCAAGCAUGUGGUGAAGGACGUGAAUGUCAAACAUUAUGAGGAACAACAAAUCACCCACCAGAUAGAGAGAAACCGCCUGUUUCUUCCAGUAGAGGUCGGGAAAGGCGAUGUGAACCAUGGAGAUACAGAGAGUGCGUGUGGCAGUGCAGGGAGGUUGGGAGAGGUGGUGCAGGGAGGUUGGGAGAAGCAGUGCAGAGAGGUUGGGAGAGGCGGUGCAGGGAGGUCGGGAGAGGUGGUGCAGGCAGGUUGGGAGAGGUGGUGCAAGGAGGUCGGGAGAAGCAGUGCAGAGAGGUUGGGUGUGGCGGUGCAGGGAGGUCGGAAGAGGCAGUGCAGCGAGGUCGGGAGAGACAGUACCGAGAAGUCGGGUGUGCCAUUUCAGGGAGGUUGGGAGAGGCAGUGCAGGGAGUCGGGUGCCUCGGUACUGGAAGGUCGAGAUGGGCGGUGUGGGGAGGUCAGGUGUGGCUGUGCAGAUAGGUUAGCAGAGGUGGUGCAGCAAGGUCUGAGGAGGCGGUACCGAGAGAUUGAGUGUGGCGGUGCAGGGAGGUCGGGAGAGGCGUUGUGCACUACGGAGAUACAGGAAGUGGGUGUGGCGGUGCAAGAAGUUUGGGAGAUGCUCUACUUGGUGAUAGGGAGAAGUGGUACCAAGAGGUCGGUUGGUCGGAAGAGGCGGUGCAGGGAGGUUGGGAGAGAUGGAACCGAGAAGUCGGGUGUGCCAUUGCAGGGAGGUUGGGAGAGGCAGUGCAGAGAGUCGGGUGCCUCGGUAGUGGAAGGUCGAGAGAGGCGGUGCGGGGAGGUCGGGUGUGGCGGUGCAGAGAGGUCGGGAGAGGCGUUGCAGCGAGGUCUGGGGAAGCGGUACCGAGAGAUUGAGUGUGGUGGCACAGGGAGGUCAGGAGAGGCGGUGUGCACUACGGAGAUACAGGAAGUGGGUGCGGCAAUGCAGGAAGUUCGGGAGAUGCGCUUCUUGAAGAUAGGGAGAAGCGGUACCGAGAGAUCGGUUGUGGAGGUGCAGGGAGAUCGGGGGAGGCGAAAAGGGAGGUCGGGAGAGACGGUACUGAGAGGUCGGAUGUGGCGGUGCAGGGAUGUCGGGAGAGGCGGUACUGAGAGAUCGGUUGCGGCGGUAAAAAGAGGUCAGGAGAGGCGGUACCGAGAGGUCAGAUGUGGUGGCGCAGGAGUCGGAAGAGACGGUACCGAGAGAUUGGGUGUGGCGGUAAAGGGAGGUCGGAAGAGGCAGCACCGAGAGGUCGGAUGUGGCGGUGCAGGGAGGUCGAGAGAGGCGGUAAAGGGAGGUCGGAAGAGGCGAUGUAGGGAGGUUGGGAGAGGUGGUGCAGAGAGAUCGGGUGUGGCGGUAAAGGAAAGUCAGGAGAGGCAGUACAGAGGUCGGGUGUGGCAGUACACGGAGGUCGGGAGAGGCGGUACUGAGAGAUCGGUUGCGGCGGUAAAAAGAGGUCAGGAGAGGCGGUACCGAGAGGUCAGAUGUGGUGGCGGUAAAGGAAGAUCGGAAGAGGCGUUGCAGAGAGAUCAGGUGGGGUGGUGCAGGGAGGACGAGAGAGGCAGUGCAGGGAGGUCAGGGAGAGCCACAUAG